UCUCUCCAAGCUUCACCCCCAAAAAAUGUGAAUGAGAUUUGAAGAAGAAAGAGGAAAUCCCAUCUAACCUUGUCGACGUUAAUGGCGACUGGUUGGGUCAAAUCGUUACAAUGUAAGUCAAGAGCAUUCGAAGAUGUUUACCAUCCAAACCCUAAGCACCUCAACCACUUGCUUGCCUCUUCGAGUUGCAGAAAGAGUGUUCAGAACAUUAAGGAUGUGGUCGACACUGCCAAGAAGAAGCACAGGAAAUCAAACCCACCAUCGCCAACUCCAUCUAGUCGCAGUUCGAGACAACCCAGUAAAGCAGAAGCUGGUUUGAAUCCAACGAACCGGGUCCGACGAAGCGUCUCCUCUCGUACUUCGCGAACGCCGCCGGAGUCAUUCUUUCCGACGUUGACUGAGUUGCCUGAGGGACACCCAUCUCGCAAUGUUGUGGAGAUAAUCUUCCACACGAGCUGGUCACCUAAAGUGUUCUCGGGUCGGAUUGAGAUGAUGUUCAAAGUUCAACAUUUGGCCAAGACGGUGGCCCGGUUCGAAGAGUAUCGAGAGCUGGUAAAGUCUCGUUGUGGUGGUGGUGGUGGAGGUGGAAAUGGAGGAAGCAGCAGCGCUAGCAGUAAGGAGGAUGAUGUAAGGUGUGUAGCGGAUGGAAAUGAAGUGAUGAGGUUCCAUUGUCUGGGCCCCGCCACGGGAUGGAUUCACGAUGAUGGUGGGAUGUGUACGUUUUCCGGCAAAGAAGCAACGAUACGGACAUUUUCCGGCAGUGGAGUGGCUCACGAGAACGCCGGUGGGGGAAAAGGCCGGAGGGCUAUGUUGGUGUGCCGCGUCAUUGCAGGUAGAGUGUGUAAGCAGAUUGGGAUGGACUCGUUUUUGGAAGGUCAUGGCCGAGGCCGAGUUGGAGUUGGGUUUGACUCGGUGAAUGGGGACAAUGGGGAGCUCCUUGUAUAUGAUUCCCGAGCGGUAUUGCCUUGCUUCCUUAUCAUCUAUAAACUAUAAAAAAUGUUCAAAAAAAAAAAAAGAUGUUCUUGUAUUUAUCAACUCAUUUGCUUUUUUGUUAUAUUAUCUUAUCCUUUUUAAGAAGAAAUUUGAGUUGACAAAUACUUCAACAUUUAUUUACUCCACUUUGGUUUUCCAAUUUUUUUUAUUUUCUUCUUCUUCUUCUUCUUCUAUCAGAAGAAGAUUUGAACUGGUGACUUUGUAAGCAUCUGUACUGAUCAUAAGUUAAUGAAUGAUGAAUUUUGAUUGAUUUUGCCC
This is a messenger RNA of Macadamia integrifolia, 1251 nucleotides long. RefSeq lists its product as uncharacterized. Lineage: Eukaryota; Viridiplantae; Streptophyta; Magnoliopsida; Proteales; Proteaceae. The transcript has a single exon. The record is from RefSeq and is a predicted model, not a curated record. Bases 82 to 993 code for a protein of 303 amino acids.